AGCUAGGUUGUAAUUGUGUAUGAGGCUCAACUUUAUAAACUAGAACAAGUGUUCAACUCUACAACUAUCCUCUAUCAAUUUCCAACAUCAGUUCUAUUUCAAACAACAUAUUAAAUGUAUCCAAGAGUGAAAGUGAGGGUCACAGAGCAAGAAGACUAUGUUUAUCCUGAAAAUGAUAGUGGAAUUUUGGCUUUUUUGAAGCUCAUUGAGUCUUUACACUUUGAAGAAGAGGAAAAUCAGAGUAAAAGUCAACAAUCGAAUUCCAAAAAUACAAAGGUUUGUCCUCAACAUAUAAUAACAAGAAGAUUCACUCCUUCAACCAAAGGAAUAUUGAAGAAUAGCAAACAAGCUGGUGAGAUUGUUCCAAAAGAAAAUGCAAGAGCUAGUUCUGUUAUACGCCCACGUGCAGUCCUAUCUAGUCCCGAUAAUGAUGAAUUAAUUGGAAGUAUACAUGAUCUGAACAACAAUGUAUCCUUAACUAAGAGAAAUAAAGAUGCAAGAGGGACCAUGAGAGGUCAUGCCAAGGUUUUGGCUAAUCAAAGGCAAAGCUCCUCCAAAAGCAAAGUGCACAUUUGAAACUUUUUGAUCUUAAAAGAAGGGGCAUCAAACUCAGUUGGAAUAUGAUUCCUAUACUGCUAUGUUCAUCUAUUUGCCCUUUUAUAUGGUUAAGAUUUUAAAUAAGAAAGUUUUUGUAAGAGUGAAGUUUUGGCAGAUCAUAUAUGCCUUUUUGUGUGCAUGGACAGUUUGUUUUCUACUGAAGACACUAGUUGUUUAUCUUACUAAUGUAUUCUGAGAUAUUCAUGUAACAUUCUUAAUUCAACAUAUAUCAUUUUCAUUUUGAGGCCACUACCAAAA
Molecule: messenger RNA, 855 nt
Organism: Medicago truncatula (barrel medic)
Lineage: Eukaryota; Viridiplantae; Streptophyta; Magnoliopsida; Fabales; Fabaceae
Exons: 5
Coding region: 115-576 (153 amino acids)
Source: RefSeq, a predicted model, not a curated record